Molecule: messenger RNA, 225 nt
Organism: Rangifer tarandus platyrhynchus (Svalbard reindeer)
Lineage: Eukaryota; Metazoa; Chordata; Mammalia; Artiodactyla; Cervidae
Source: the annotation of a GenBank genome assembly
AUGGCGCCCCAGGCCCAGGCCGCUCCUUCUCCCGUGGAGGACCUGCAGCGGGAAGGGGCACGUCUGCAGCGGAAGGACACCGCCACUCCAGACCGAGGCUUCUUCCCGGGAGCGGCGGGCGGGCUCCGUGGGGAGCUCACCACGGCCUCGAGGAGGCUGCUUGCUGGCCCCUCGCUGCCGGGCGCUGCUGGGUCGAGGGAUCCGGGAGCAGCGGCGCCAUUGUGA